Messenger RNA from Phodopus roborovskii (desert hamster), 637 nucleotides. It is a transcript of the gene Mrpl34, whose product is annotated as mitochondrial ribosomal protein L34. The coding region runs from base 112 to 390 and encodes 92 amino acids. Gene Ontology annotation, biological process: translation. Gene Ontology annotation, molecular function: structural constituent of ribosome. Gene Ontology annotation, cellular component: ribosome; mitochondrial large ribosomal subunit. The record is from RefSeq and is a predicted model, not a curated record. The transcript is spliced from 2 exons. NCBI's taxonomy places the organism in Eukaryota, Metazoa, Chordata, Mammalia, Rodentia, Cricetidae.
CAGCUCCCGUAGUGCCGCGCAGCAACACAUGAAACUACAUUUCCCAGAAGGCAUUGUCGCAUAACCCACGGUCUAGGAACUGAUGGCGGCCAGGACAGACUGACUGCAGACAUGGCUUUCGUAACCCGAAGUUUUGGGUUCCUCGCCUGCAGAUCAGUGGCCCAGCUGGGUGGCAGGUGGCUCCAACCCAGGAUCUGGAUGGGACUCCAGGAUGCCUGGGGCCUCCCCUCCCUUCAGCAAGCCCGUGGCCGCACGCGCGGGAACGAGUACCAGCCUAGCAAUAUCAAGCGCAAGCACAAGCAUGGCUGGAUCCGUCGGCUGAGCACCCCGACAGGCGUGCAGGUCAUCCUCCGCCGCAUGCUGAAGGGCCGCAAGUCCCUGAGUCACUGAGGAGCCUUGUCGCGCACCCGAGUUGGGGCCUCCUUAGCUUUGGAGUAUGAAGAAUUCAGAACUUGCAAAACCCCGAGGUCCCUGCAUCUCCCAAUCCGUUGCUCCCCCUCCUACGGUAACUCAGCAGUUUCUGUGCAUGUUUUUGAAAGCAUCUUUGCAAGCCAGGCUCCUUAAAACACCGCAGCACUCACGGUUCAGCCAUUCCGAAGUUUUACCGGUUCCUUAAUAAACAUUCACGUUUCUAGGC